Rubroshorea leprosula is the source of this 1738-nucleotide messenger RNA. NCBI's taxonomy places the organism in Eukaryota, Viridiplantae, Streptophyta, Magnoliopsida, Malvales, Dipterocarpaceae. The record is from the annotation of a GenBank genome assembly.
AACAAAGAUAUAUGGGGUUCUUCACAAUGCUCUCUACGCCACUCUGCCUUCUUUUCUGCUUCCUCUGUCUUAAAAUUGCCUUCUCAUCCUCUUUACAUGCUUCUUCCUUUUCAACAACACAGCUCUGCUCUCAUGAGGAGGCUUUUGCUUUGCUGCAAUUCAAGACUUCCUUUUCCACCAAUAACACUGCUUCUGAUCCUGAAAGAUGUAAUACUUACCAUACCAAACCUUAUUCUAAGACUGAGUCUUGGAAGGAAGGUGUAGGCUGCUGUUCCUGGGAUGGGGUUAGCUGUGAUAAUGUCACAGGUCAUGUAAUCGCUCUUGAUCUCAGCUGCAGUCUCCUUUCUGGCACCUUUCCUUCCAACAGCACUCUUUUUCUCCUCAAAAACCUGCAGAGCCUCAAUCUUUCCUUCAAUGAUUUUAGGCUUUCCAAGAUUCCAACAGAAAUCAGUCAGUUUACCAAACUAAAGCAUCUUGAUAUCUCUUGUUCUCAGUUUUCGGGCCAAGUUCCAGCAGAAAUUGCUCACCUACCCAAGUUAGUUUCUCUCAAUCUCUCUAAUUACCUCUAUUCUGAUUCUGCUGAAUUGAUCCUUGAAACAACUACCUUGAGAAAUCUUGUUCAGAACUUAAGUGAGGUGAGAGAACUUGUUCUUUAUGGAGUGAACAUGACAUCUGUUAAUCCUCGUUUCUUCAUGAAUCUCUCUUCUUCAUUGACUACUCUUGGUCUUGCGGAGAGUGCAUUAAGAGGAAACUUUCCAAACAGUAUUUUCCGCUUUCCAAAUCUCAAGAAUUUUUAUUUAAGUGGAUCUUUUAGAGAGCGAAACCUCACUAUUGAUCUUCCAAGUUUCAAUUGGAGCAGUCCUCUCCAACAGUUGUAUUUAGGUGGUAUGGAUUGCGGAAGGGGAUUGCCAGAGUCUAUAGGAGAUCUAAAGUCAUUACAGUAUCUAAGUCUUAGCUGCAACUUGGAAGGUUCCAUUUCAACAUCACUUACAAAGCUCACACAACUUAGCGUACUUGACCUUUCAUGGAAUCACUUUUCUGGUCCCAUUCCAGCUUUCAUAGGGAACUUAUCCCAACUUACUUCUCUAGGCCUCUUUUUUAACAAUCUUAGCGGACAAAUCCCAUCAUCAGUUGCAAACCUCACACAACUUCGCUCACUCCAACUUUCAUUGAAUCACUUUUCUGGUCCCAUUCCAGCUUUCAUAGGGAACUUAUACAAACUUACUUCUCUAGGCCUCGGAUAUAACAUUCUUCGCGGACAAAUCCCAUCAUCACUUGCAAACCUCACACAACUUAGCGUACUUGACCUUUCAGAGAAUCACUUUUCUGGUCCCAUUCCAGCUUUCAUAGGGAACUUAUACCAACUUGUUUCUCUAUUGCUCUCUUCUAACAAUCUUAGUGGACAAAUCUUAUCAUCACUUGCAAACCUCACACAACUUGUGGUGCUUCGCCUUUCAAAUAAUCAGUUUUCUGGUCCCAUUCCUUUUCAUGCAACUAGGUUUUCCACACUAAGCACUCUAGACUUAUCUUAUAACUUACUUAAUGGCACGUUGCCACCUUGGAUUUUCACCCUACCUUUGUUAGAGGACUUGAAUCUCGGUCAUAACCAAUUUCAAGGGCUCAAUUCCUAACUCAAUCGCUAAUUUAGUAAAUCUUUAUUCUCUCGAUUUAUCAUCAAAUCAUUUCAUCACUCUUUCAAACAAUAAUCUGUCCUUGAGAAUGAAUGUCCAUGCCAACU